UUUAAAUUGAUGAUUGAACAAAGGAGCGUGCUUUGAGAUUCCCUCGAAGUCGCGGUUGGAUUUUGACCACGUUCGCCAGCUUAUUAUUCAAUCUGAACUGGGUAAAGAAUUUGACUGACUACCAUACUAAAGCUAAAUUUUGGAGAAUUGUACUACAUAAAACAUGAGUAGUAGUGAUGAAAUCUCUUGGAUAUCAUGGUUCUGUGGCCUACGUGGAAAUGAGUUCUUUUGUGAAGUAGAGGAGGAUUACAUCCAAGAUCGAUUCAACCUUACCGGUUUAUCAGAGCAAGUUCCUGAAUACCGUGAUGCUCUCGAUAUGAUACUUGAUUUGGAAACUGACCCUUCUGAUAAUCCAGAAAAUACCGAUCUCAUUGAACAAGCAGCUGAAAUGCUUUAUGGACUAAUACAUUCUAGAUACAUUCUGACAAAUCGUGGUAUUUGUUUUAUGGUGGCGAAAUGGCAGCAAGGGGAUUUCGGUUAUUGUCCUAGAGUUUACUGUGAAAGUCAACCAUGUUUACCAGUCGGUUUAUCAGACGUUCCGGGUGAAGCUAUGGUUAAGAUAUAUUGUCCUAGAUGUCAAGAUACCUAUACACCGAAAUCUACUCGUCAUCAUCAUACAGAUGGAGCGUAUUUCGGUACUGGCUUUCCGCAUAUGUUGUUUUUAGUUCAUCCAGAGUACAGACCAAAACGAGCUAGUAAACAGUUUACUGCAAGGUAGGUUUUAUUAUAGGAAGUGUUUAUACUUAUUUUGAUAUGCUAUACAAAUUGUGUAUUAAUUACUUAGGAGAAAAAUAAGAUAAUGCAGCUACGUAAUCCAACGCCUGUUUUCAGUCACAAGUUUGAGCCUAACUCAACCUAAUUCGCUUUGAGUGACCGGGUAGUAUCUUUAGGCCUCGCGCUUAGAGUGUCACUUGAAAUCAAGUACAUGGAUCUGUGCGUGAUAGGUUAUUUGGCUUUAAAAUACAUCCUUUGGCUUAUCAACUACAAUAUCAAGCUGCGGCUAACUAUGUUAUGCCUGUACGCCCUGGUUUUUCAAAACGUGCAUAAAAUUAGAAACGACUUUACUGUUAAUUGUUGUAAAUCACGUCUGAUUUAAGCGUGGUGGAAACUAAUACUUAUUUGUACUGUUGUUAUUGUUUUUUCUUCACAUCUUUUGUGAAUUCAUCAGUUAGAAAGAGAAAUAUAAUUUUAAUAGAACCAGAUAAAUGAUGUUCUCUUUCCAUGUUAGUACCCUAUUUAUUUAUAUUCAUUUCAUUGGAAAUCUGUUAAAAGAGUGCAAAUGCACUAUACUAUAUGUUCAUUUUGGAAAACUAGUCCCCAAUUUGUUCCUACUUUGAACCGUUAAUAUAGUGUACAUAAAGCGUCGAUAAACUUCAUUCUACCUGUGUAGUUUGAGCACAUGUCGUUCAGUUAAGAAUAUUAGAAGUAAAUUUUUCUGCUUUAGAUAACCUUUUGCGAUGAAAGAACAAAUGAGAAAAGUAGUUACGACGAUUUCCUGUUUUUCAUUUUGUUAGCCAACAUGCUUCUUACCAAUAGAUGUUAACUUCAUGGAUUGUAGCCUUCGUGGUAUUAUUAUGUCAUCUCUUGUAUACAUUACUAGUUUCAAUAUAAUCUUACUUCAUGGUAGACAAUGACUUAGAUUCUUAAAUACAUUUCCAAACAAUUUUAUUUGGUACAAAUAUACAACCACA
This is a messenger RNA of Schistosoma intercalatum, 1691 nucleotides long. NCBI's taxonomy places the organism in Eukaryota, Metazoa, Platyhelminthes, Trematoda, Strigeidida, Schistosomatidae. The record is from the annotation of a GenBank genome assembly.